AUGUUCUCGACCUUCUAUGAAACUGCCAGGAACUCUCCGUUCCGCAGCCCCUUGGGCCAAGUCCAGUGCGAGGGUGUUCCCGCUGUGACCUCCUCCGACGAACUGGACCUCGAGCCGGUGCAUGCCCGUCAGAUAAGUGCAGCUGCCGCGACCGUUGAUUCGUGCGAGUUCGGUAGCAACAAAUACUUUGCCCUCUGCGGAAUCGGUGGAAUUCUCAGCUGCGGAACCACACAUACCUUUGUGGUGCCCCUGGAUUUGGUCAAGUGCCGCCUGCAGGUUGAUCAGGCGAAAUACAAGAAUCUGUUCCAUGGCUUCAAGGUCACCGUUGCCGAGGAGGGCGUCCGCGGUCUGGCCAAGGGCUGGUUCCCCACUCUGCUGGGCUACUCUGCUCAGGGUCUCUGCAAGUUCGGCCUGUACGAGUUGUUCAAGGUAAAGUAUGCCAAUCUGCUUGGCGAGGAGAAUUCCUAUCUGUACCGCACCUCGCUGUAUCUGGCCGCCUCUGCAUCAGCGGAGUUCUUCGCCGAUAUUGCCCUGGCUCCGUUCGAGGCUGCCAAGGUUAAGAUCCAGACUGUGCCCGGAUUUGCCAACACCUUCCGCGAGGCGGUGCCCAAGAUGCUUAAGGACGAGGGUAUUAAUGCCUUCUACAAGGGUCUGGUGCCAUUGUGGAUGCGUCAAAUCCCAUACACCAUGAUGAAGUUCGCUUGCUUUGAGCGCACCGUUGAGCUGCUUUACAAGUAUGUGGUUCCCAAGCCCCGCGUUGAGUGCUCAAAGGGCGAGCAGCUGGUCGUCACCUUUGCCGCUGGCUACAUUGCUGGUGUGUUCUGCGCCAUCGUAUCGCAUCCCGCUGAUGUGGUCGUGUCCAAGCUGAACCAGAGCAAGGGUGCCAGCGCUGUGAGCGUGGCCAAGUCCCUCGGCUUCAGUGGCAUGUGGAACGGCCUGACUCCACGUAUCAUUAUGAUCGGUACCCUGACCGCUCUGCAAUGGUUCAUCUAUGAUGGUGUCAAGGUUGCUCUGGGCAUUCCCCGCCCACCACCCCCAGAGAUGCCCGCUAGCCUGAAGGCCAAGCUGGAGAAGCGCUAAGUGGAAACGACGGGCAGAACUCAAUGAUCCACUUGUAGUUUAAGGCCAGAGUUGAUGCGUUGGCGCGGAUUCGGGCUAAACCAGGAGCAAUAGCAGCAGCAGCAACAGCAGCAUACAUUUACUUUCUUUCGAUUAUGAAACGAGGUUAUUCGUUUUAAGAUUAUAUAUUUAAUUUCUAUAGAUUUUUAAUUUCUAAUUUCAAUGUUGUGUGUGAGCGAUGGACACAUGGACAUUCCAGUAACACUUCAUGCAUUUCUCUAUCAGCCAUUUAUCUACACUACACUACAAAACGCAACUUAAGCUGUCAGCAAAUCUUACAUUCUAUAGGCGAAUCUAUCUUAUGUAACUUAUAUUAUCCGCAAGCUAAAAGUAUUCCAACUAUAAUUUUACACAUAUAUAUAUUAUCUAAAAAUAAUGUGUGUGCCUAGCUGGCUCACGCUGGCUAGAAUGUUUCUGUGUUGUCUUGACUCCUGAGCUUCUUCCCAUAGCCCGGCCGCCCACUUUUACACCUUCCCCGUCUCCUGGUCCUGCCCCUGUCACACAUGCGAAUAUGAUAUUACGCUGUUUCAAUUGUUUGAUCCGAUCCCCAAGAAAGCACUCUGAAUAAAUUAAUUUAUAAAAUACA
Messenger RNA from Drosophila miranda, 1705 nucleotides. RefSeq names its product phosphate carrier protein, mitochondrial (gene Mpcp2). Lineage: Eukaryota; Metazoa; Arthropoda; Insecta; Diptera; Drosophilidae. The coding region runs from base 1 to 1080 and encodes 359 amino acids. Gene Ontology annotation, molecular function: phosphate transmembrane transporter activity. The record is from RefSeq and is a predicted model, not a curated record. The transcript is spliced from 3 exons. Gene Ontology annotation, biological process: mitochondrial phosphate ion transmembrane transport. Gene Ontology annotation, cellular component: mitochondrial inner membrane.